UUUAUAUAUACAGAAUUUUACAGUAUAUAUACUGAAUAGUAAAAAUUGAAGAAUUUUACUGUAUAUUUGUAAAAUUUAAAGAGAAAUGUAUCAUGAUAUAGUCCAGCUUUAGUUCCCACUUACUUAUUGUACUGUACAUUCUAAUGAUAAAGUGAGCAGAACAUGUUAAAAAAAGAACUCUAAAAAAAUAGGAAACUUUAAUAUAUAAUGUAUUUAGUUUUUUAGUAAGAUCUUAAAUUUUUGUACAAAUAAAUUAUAUUCCAACUGAAGGGGCCCAAAAUAUUGGACAACAAAGAAAAAUAAAUGGAAUUUUGUUGGUGAUUGUACUCUGUCUUGAGUUUAAUAUGACUAUAUGAUGUCUGGUUUUGGAAAAUCUGAAGUACUUUAUAAAUCAAAGAAAUCUUGGCUUAUAACAAGAAUUGUGUAUGCUUGUCAUGACUGGUUUUGUGCUGGCUGAAAUUUCCUUCUUGGUCUUUUGCCACUUUUGCAGAUCUGCCGAAGUGACUCCUCUGCGUAACUUUGCUCGGGCAGACUCGUUUAUCUGAGUUUUUGUUUUAAGCCAUCAGCUUUCUUUUGUAAGUCUGCUGUCGUCCUUUAAAGAGAUUAAACUUUUGGUAGUAACAUCUCGCAGGAUGAAUGAUUCAUUCAUUGUAGCAAUUAAAAGAGUCCAUCAACAAAAUAUAGAACCCAUUUUUAAUGAAAAAAGUUGGGUUUCUUUGAGCACAAACAAUUAUUGUGCUGUUUUCUAAAUAACAUUUUAAAAAUUUUUUGGUGUUUACUGUGUUUAUUUUGUGUGUACUUAGACAAACCUGUAUAACAGUUCUACUACUACUAAAGGCUACACAUAACACAGUGAUCAGUAUUUACAUAUCUAAACAUGGAAAAGGUACUACAGAUAGUUAUGAAUUUUUUGGCUCCUUUAUAAUCUUAUAGAAUCUCUGUUGAGUGGCACACACCCGUGCAGGAGAGAAAAACACAAAGGAAAUUAACACAUUAUUUUGCAAAAAAUUGUAACAUUUUAUCUAAAAUGUGAUGAGAAUGCAUAAUUUAACAGUAUAUAAAAGAUAUAAUUUACAUAAGUUUAAUGUAGAUUAAUUAUAAAAAUUUAUGAUAAUUUUUUUCUCCUGCAGUUUUACUCCACAGCCUGUAGAUAAAUGAAUCCUUCUAUAGUCGUAAAUUAUCACUCCACAUGACAAUUAUCAUACGGUCAAAGGUAAUUAUGCAAUCAAUGUUACAAAUACAAACGACAUUAAGAUUGUUGAGUGCAAUAAAAACAUCGGAAACAAUUUCGGAAUCAUUGUAUAAAUUUAUUUAUGACAUUAAAGACAAUUUUGUUUUGGCACCUCACAAUACAAUUUAAUAUUUUAUAUUAUUAAUUAAUGAUUAUUAAUUAAAUGUGUGUUUAAAAUUAAUUUACAGUUGCAUACAUAUGUACGUAUGCAUGUAGAAAAUAAUGUUUAACCUUGAAUCUUUUGUCAACAUGGCCUUGUGUGAGAAGAAUAGUUUUAUCAUCUGAAACCUUAUCUGCAUUGACUUUGUACACAAAAGGCAAAGCAUCAAUACAUUUUGAUUUGAUUUACUUUGAUGUGUAGUUUGGUAAGAAUUCCGGUGUCAGAAGGAUGAGAAAAUAAAUGUUCCUGAUCAGAAUGAUUGCAAUUAAAACUUAUUUAAGAAAAUUAUAAAGAAAUAUAUAAAGUGUCUCAAUCAGAAUAAUUUAUUGAAUUUGCUGAAUCAUUCGAAAUGGAAAAUUAUCAGUUAUCAGAUAAUCAAAUUCAAGAGUUGAAAGCUGCCUUUUCCAUGUUAGAUAAGAAUCAAGAUGGUAGAGUUAGCGCUACAGAAAUUAAAUUUAUGCUAGAUAAUUUUGGUAUCUGUCUAACAGAUUCCACAAUACAGCAUCUUAUACAGCAAGCCAGUGGAAAUAAUGACGGACUAAUAGAUGAAUCUGAAUUUCUUGCGUGGAUGGCAUCCCACCAGCAAGCAUUGAUGGACGAUGAGACCGAAGACCUCCUCGCAGCUUUUAGGGUGUUUGACAGAGACAGAAAUGGAUAUAUCACACGGGACGAAUUAAAAGUGGCAAUGGAUCUUAUCGGUGAGCCAAUGUCUGAACAACAGCUUGACGACUUAUUGGAAUUGAUUGACGUAGAUAAUGAUGGAAGAAUUAAUUAUGAAGAAUUUGUCAAAAUGCUCUUAUAAAAAUAAUUCUACAACAAAUUUUUGGAAGGAACUAAAAGCAAAUAGUUACUAUCAUUUGUUUUGGGUGCUUGUAUUGAUGGAAUAUAUAUAAAUUAUAAAAAAUUUUCU
Molecule: messenger RNA, 2301 nt
Organism: Centruroides sculpturatus (bark scorpion)
Lineage: Eukaryota; Metazoa; Arthropoda; Arachnida; Scorpiones; Buthidae
Product: calcium-binding protein E63-1-like
Exons: 7
Coding region: 1741-2193 (150 amino acids)
Molecular function (GO): calcium ion binding; enzyme regulator activity
Source: RefSeq, a predicted model, not a curated record